GGAGAAGUGAUAGCGGUGCCUUGGAGAACUUUCUGGACAGUGUUUCUCUAGUAAAUAUCAGUAAAUUUCCUUAAUAUGGCUUUAGCUCGUAUAUCUUUCCUGAAAGCUUGGCGACCAGUGUUAGCAGUGAGUCAAGUCAGGAUGGGGGGCGAAUAUGGAUCUGGAGCAGGCAGUGGAGGUGGUACUGGAGGAUCUAUCCGUGAUGCAGGAGGUGCCUUUGGUAAGAUGGAAGCCGCACACGAGGAACAAUAUUUCAGGGCAUUGCAAGCGGAACAGCUCAAAGCCCUGAAGAAACACCAUAAUGACGAAAUCGAGGCACAUGAGAGUGAAAUCCGUAGACACGAAGAAUCAAUCAAAAGGCUUAAGAAGCGAAAGGAUGAAAUCGAAAGCGAUAGUGAUUAGAUUGAAUUUAUUCUAACUUGUCAUACGGCACCAUGUAUGAAGCAUAAUGUAUUGCAAGAUGAUAUUUUCUCAGAUUAUCAGUAUGUUUUGCUUCAAAGUUUGUUAAAGAUCUGUAUAUUCAUUCAGGAGUUAGUGGUGUGACCAACUAUAAAUACUGAUCUAAAAGAGAAGAAAAAAACAAACAAAGUACACAUUUCAUGAAAGCCUAUUUUCAUUAGAAAAAUACUUUGCUCAAAAGGUGAUUGUUCUAUUUCUUUGAUUUUGAUCAACCUAAAAGAAUGUGAUUCUCUUCUGUCAAUUCUAUCCAUAGAUAUCUGAAAUGAUUGUAGUUAUUAUUUUUCUUCUAAAAUGCAUCUAAUUGCCUUGUUAUUUUACUGUGUAUGCUCAAAGCAAAUCAAGUUUCAACUUUUCAGACCACAUGUGUUGAAAUAAGUUGAAAGAGACCAUCUAAUUUAGCAAUUAUCAGACAUACUCUACAAAUCGACAAAUAUCUUCCUUUUCCAUACCUUUAUCACAUUGAGAGUUGAAGUUUAGGAGAUUAUUGAUAUGUCCAUGUUUUGCAUGAGAAUCUGUGUCAUUUCCUUGAAUUACUUCAGGAAAAUAUACUUGACUUUCUCAUAUUGAAAGGAGACUCCUCAUUGACGUAUCCAAAUGCUUACCCUGCGUGUACACACAAGGUAUUAAGUGUGAUACAUGUACAUGUAUGUGUUGUUUAUAGAGAUGUGAAGUUAAUACAAAAUUAAAAACUAAAACAAUGUA
Messenger RNA from Strongylocentrotus purpuratus (purple sea urchin), 1161 nucleotides. Its product is annotated as ATPase inhibitor mai-2, mitochondrial-like. NCBI's taxonomy places the organism in Eukaryota, Metazoa, Echinodermata, Echinoidea, Camarodonta, Strongylocentrotidae. The coding region runs from base 76 to 402 and encodes 108 amino acids. Gene Ontology annotation, biological process: negative regulation of ATP-dependent activity. Gene Ontology annotation, molecular function: ATPase inhibitor activity. The record is from RefSeq and is a predicted model, not a curated record. The transcript has 4 exons. Gene Ontology annotation, cellular component: mitochondrion.